AUGUUGCAGCUCAAGUUGAAGCAGGCGUCACGCAAGAAACGCCUCACAGAUGUCUGGUCACAGCCCCAGCAAGGAUCUUCAACGCCAUGGAAGCAGCAAAGAAUCGCACCCAGGAACUGGAAUCUAACGCAGCACCUGUACAAAUUGAACGCUGAGCAGCUGCAUCAGGAGCUGUGGCUGCUGUUGCUCAUCUGCGUGCUGGCUGGCAGUGCGCCCCUCGCUGUAUUUCCACGCUGCUCGAGCCGCGUCCAUGCUGCAGUGCAGCAUGUCUGGCUGUUGGCCCUGUACAUUUGGCUUUGCUGCGCCGCCUACUUGGAACUGGCGGAUGGGUCACAGGAUCGUAACAAUCUGGAGCGUAACUUUUACAUAUUCGAGUCUGUAACCUAUCUCAUACACAUACCCUGCAUUAUGAUCCUGAGCAUGCGCUGGAAGCGACGCAUUGCCGGGGUAUUCCAAGCAAUUGGAGAGUUCGAUUUGGCCUGUGGUUAUAUUGUUGAUCGUCGGCGCAUCCGGCGCUUUGUGCGUCAUCAGCUGUGGCUGCUGCUAAUCCUUGCCAGCUGCUGCAUACCCAUUGUGCUCUCCCAUCGCGACUAUGAGAUGUGCAAGUCCUUGGUCAACCUGAGCACCUAUGUGCUGCCCAACAUCUUGAGCUCCAUUUCCUUUGUGCUCUACUAUGCCCUGCUGCAGGGCAUCAGGCUGCGUCUGCAUCGCUUGGCCAGGGCAUUGCAAGUGGAACUCCAGCGUGGACCUUUGACCCGGCGUGCGGAGCUCCAGCAACUGCGCGGGCAACACACGCAACUGCUGCACUUCACCAAGAGAGUUAAUCAGACUUUUGGGGUUUCUGUGCUGUUGCUGUACGUGAGCUCUCUGAUUAAUUUCAAUACGAACUUGUUUCUCGUCUAUAAGGCCAUUGAGAAGCCUGGUAAGGCCGACUGGCCCUGGCUGGCGUACACGAUCUUGUGGCUUCUGAUGCACACGGGCAAAAUGUUCUUCAUACUUUACUUCAAUCACAACGUGCAGCAGCUGCAAACCCAUUGUGCGGCACUGUUGAGCAAAGUGAGCGCAGCUGGCGAGGAUUUGCUGGAGACCAUAAAUCACUUUGCGCUCCAGCUGCAGGGAAAUGUGCGCGCACACGUGGCCUGCGGCCUCUUCGAGUUGGACUAUAAGCUUAUUCCAGCGCUGCUGAUGACCACGGCCAAUUUGUUUAUAUUUCUGCUGCAAUAUGACAUAACAUUUCAAGCAUUGGCACGCGCAAUGAACAUAACGGCAUUUUAAAUGUUAUCGAUAGCUUUG
Drosophila virilis is the source of this 1293-nucleotide messenger RNA. RefSeq names its product Gustatory receptor 59f (gene Gr59f). The record is from RefSeq and is a predicted model, not a curated record. NCBI's taxonomy places the organism in Eukaryota, Metazoa, Arthropoda, Insecta, Diptera, Drosophilidae. Gene Ontology annotation, biological process: sensory perception of taste; male courtship behavior; chemosensory behavior. Gene Ontology annotation, cellular component: neuronal cell body; membrane; dendrite.